Sinocyclocheilus grahami is the source of this 1066-nucleotide messenger RNA. It is a transcript of the gene foxe1, whose product is annotated as forkhead box E1. Gene Ontology annotation, molecular function: DNA-binding transcription factor activity, RNA polymerase II-specific; RNA polymerase II cis-regulatory region sequence-specific DNA binding. Gene Ontology annotation, biological process: regulation of transcription by RNA polymerase II; cell differentiation; anatomical structure morphogenesis. NCBI's taxonomy places the organism in Eukaryota, Metazoa, Chordata, Actinopteri, Cypriniformes, Cyprinidae. The coding region runs from base 2 to 1066 and encodes 354 amino acids. The record is from RefSeq and is a predicted model, not a curated record. The transcript has a single exon.
CAUGCCUGUGGUUAAAGUGGAGAGCGAUUCUCCCUCUGAAACCACUCUUCCAGUGAAUGACAGUCAGAGAGCAGAGCCGCAAAGAGGACGCCGGAGGAAGAGGCCCCUUCAGCGAGGCAAACCACCAUACAGCUACAUCGCCCUGAUCUCCAUGGCCAUUGCCAACUCGCCCGACCGCAAACUCACUCUGGGAGGGAUCUACAAGUUCAUCACAGAGAGGUUUCCUUUCUAUAGAGACAACUCCAAGAAAUGGCAGAAUUCCAUCCGCCAUAAUUUGACGCUCAACGACUGUUUCAUCAAGAUCCCCCGAGAGCCCGGUAGACCCGGAAAAGGCAACUAUUGGGCACUGGACCCCAAUGCCGAAGACAUGUUUGAGAGCGGAAGCUUUCUGCGACGACGAAAACGGUUCAAACGCAGCGACUUCACUACGUAUUCAUCAUACGUUCAUGAGUCUCCCGUCUUCUCCCCAGUCCAGAUUGCACGCUCAGCCUACGCCAACUCAGUCUACUCCAACAUGGCCGCGAGUCCGCCAUAUGCACAACAGCUGCCUUCUGCCUACUACCAGUCCUCCUCUCCUAGCUUCAGUGCUGGUCAGUCCAGGGUCUUCAGAAUCAACUCUCUCAUUGGGUCACCUGGCAGGAUGGGCCAAAGUGCAGAGAUGAUGCCUCAGCAGUCUUGUCGCAGUUUCAGUCCUGAGAGUGGCUCCUGCAGUUUGGGAGUACCGGGCUUCCAGCAUCAGUCCUGCAGCGGGGAGACAGUGCUGUCGUGUUGCUCAAGCUCCUCAAACAACAUGGCCUUUGCCUACUCCAGCCCAGGACACGGACAGACUCAGGUAUCGUAUCCACAAGGCAGCACCCAGGCCUACGGGCCAACAGGGAGGGUGGCUAUCUCCAGUUUGUCUCCCAUUGCUGGUGAUGCUGUGGGGGACCCCUAUGGUAGAACCUCCCCUGCACAGCUGGGCUCUUUUGUUCAGUACAAUAAUUCUGGUCCAGUAGGAAGCUCAGGAGCCUACAUCAGGCAUCCGGCUUACUCGGGUAACAUGGACAGGUUUGUGACUGCCACCUAA